Daucus carota subsp. sativus is the source of this 702-nucleotide messenger RNA. RefSeq names its product thaumatin-like protein 1. Gene Ontology annotation, cellular component: extracellular region. Gene Ontology annotation, biological process: defense response. The record is from RefSeq and is a predicted model, not a curated record. The transcript is spliced from 2 exons. Lineage: Eukaryota; Viridiplantae; Streptophyta; Magnoliopsida; Apiales; Apiaceae. The coding region runs from base 1 to 702 and encodes 233 amino acids.
AUGGCAUUCGGAAUUCUCCUUGCUCUUUCCUUCGUCGCCUCAUCAAUCCUUGGCGGCGAAACAGCUACAUUCACAAUCACAAACAACUGCCCCUACACCAUCUGGCCGGCCACACUGACCAGCAGUGGACCUGCCAUCUCAUCCUCAGGCUUCGCCCUAGCUUCCCACACUUCCAACGCCCUCAACGCGCAAGCCUCCUGGUCAGGCAGAAUCUGGGCCAGAUCCUUCUGCAACGACGCAGGCACAUCCUGCAGCACAGGGGACUGUGGCAACCUCCAAUGCGGGUCCGGGGGAGCCCCACCCGCCACCCUAAUCGAAUUCACCUUAAACGGAGACGGAGGGAAGGACUUCUACGACGUGAGCCUCGUAGAUGGCUUCAACCUCCCUGUUAAUGUGGUUCCAGGGGGAGGCUGCCCGCAAACAAGCUGCCCUGUGGAUGUGAACGCUGAUUGCCCGGGUGAUCUAGCAGUCAAGGAUCAGAGUGGCGCAACAAUCGGGUGCAAGAGUGCUUGUGUAGCGUUCAAUCAGCCGCAGUAUUGUUGCACUGGUGACCAUGGUACGCCUGACACGUGUCCCCCGACAGAUUACUCUAAGUACUUCAAGGGGAAGUGUCCACAGGCUUAUAGCUAUGCGUAUGAUGAUAAGUCUAGCACCUUUACUUGUCCUACUGGACCUGACUAUGCGAUCACUUUCUGCCCUUGA